Monopterus albus (swamp eel) is the source of this 1700-nucleotide messenger RNA. RefSeq names its product protein fantom-like. Lineage: Eukaryota; Metazoa; Chordata; Actinopteri; Synbranchiformes; Synbranchidae. Gene Ontology annotation, biological process: non-motile cilium assembly; retinal rod cell development. The record is from RefSeq and is a predicted model, not a curated record. Gene Ontology annotation, cellular component: photoreceptor connecting cilium. The coding region runs from base 87 to 1700 and encodes 537 amino acids. The transcript is spliced from 15 exons.
UCACCUGAAUGGAGGCGAGUGAACCAGUUAUGUCUGUAAAUGUGACCGGUCGGAUAUAGUGACAUUUUGAAGACCAGUGAGGUGUGAUGUCACCAGUGGUGGACGAGACGGCUGGGGACCUCCCCGUCAGAGAUGUUGGACUGAUGAGAGGGGGACUGAUGCCAGCUGUUUCAGAUACUAUACGUGCUGUGAAGCCAUGGAAGAAAAGGGCAAAAAAUCCUCGGCACUUGUUUUGGUUUCCCAGGGGAGAUCUGGAGGACCUGUAUCUUCGACUGCAGGAGGAGAACAGUGUGUUAAGACAACACACAAGGACACAGGAGCAGAGGCUACGCAGGAUGUCCACCAGGCUGAUGCGUCUUCAACAAGCCACUCCUGGAUCCAGUGGUGUGAAGGAGAGGGACAUGGAGAACACCAUACAGGAGCUAGAAGCCCAUGUGGCUAUGCUAGAGAGCCAGAAGGGGGUGCUACAGAGCAAACUCAGCCUGGCCAAGCAGCACAUUAUGGACCUGGGAGGACACACACCACACAAGUUUAGCAAAGGUAGAUCUAUGGAUGUGGAAGGUGGAGUCAGGAGGGCAGCUCAGACAGCUCCGCCUCGCUACGGCCCCACACUGGAAGACACCAGGGCACAGAUGGAGAUCAGGGCCUGUGUUACAGAGCAGGUGAGAGUAGCAGAGCUGGAGCUGGCUGCCCAGGCACUCAGAGACACAUUGAAAGAGAAGGAGACAGCGAUAGAGGGAACCAUGACAGAGAUGAGGAAGCAGCAGGCCGACAGACACAGAAUAAUCAUCAGAGAGAAUGUGGAUCUGAUCCGUCUACAAAAGCAGCUCUCAGACAAGAGCACUGCUCUGAAAGUCACCCAGGAAAAGUUUGACAACCUACAAGAAACAUAUGAGAAGCAGCUAGAAGAGAGUCAGAGGUCACUGAAGGAAAGCCAGGGAGCUCUGCUGGAGAAAGUGGAAGAUCUGACUGACCAGCUGAAGCAGGAGAGACAGAGAGCGCUGGCACUGGAGGGACAACUUACCAUUGCCACCCUCUCUAUACAGAGCCUGGACAAGCUACAGGAGAGGAUAUCAGACUUGGAGGGAGAGAGGGAUCUGAUAAAAGAAAACUAUGACACUCUUUUAGAAAGUACUUUAUCUGCACAAAUCAGUCAUAAUGGGCAAGUGCGAAAACAGAGAGAAGUGGACCAGGAGAGGGAGGACGUGGGGGAGAACAUCUGCAGGAUGGAUAUUCAGAGACUGGAGGAAAUGCUGAAAGUAGAGAAGGAGGAGAAAGGCAGGCUGGAACUGGAGAAGGAGAAACUGAGGCAGGAGAAGGAGCUGUUAGAGGAGCAGAGAGAGAACGAACGAGAGCGUUCUGUGAUGAUGAGAGAGAAACGAGAACAUCUAGAACAGGAGGUUCUCCAGUACAGAGAGCAGGCCUCUGCUCUGCAGAACAGACUGGACUCUGUCACCAAGGUGUUUGACAUGAGCGUUGAGGAGCUCAGUGAAACUCUUUUGCAGAUCAAGAUGUUUAGGAUGCAGCAGGAGGGCAGAGAGGGUCUGCGUUUCCUCUUAGCUGAUGGGAAGGUGGAUGAUUCAUCUCGUGAGCUGGUAAGCAUCCAGGCGUUGCAUGCUGAGACUGUACUGGAGUUACAGAAAACCAGAAACCUUCUUCUGCUGGAGCACCAGAUCAGUAAAGACCUGAAGGCUGAGUAG